CCCCACAAUCGCAAGACUGCUGUUUCUCUCGCUUCCUCUCUCUCUCAAAGCUCUCGAUCGCUUGUGAAAGUUUGUAAAUUAGUGAUCGACUCUCGAUUGAGGAGUUAAUUCCGAGUAAUUGAAUAUGUUUGGGAGAGGCGCGCCGAAAAAGAGCGACAAUUCGAGGUAUUAUGAGGUUCUCGGGGUGCCUAAGACGGUGUCGCCGGAGGAUUUGAAGAAGGCGUAUAAGAAAGCUGCGAUUAAGAACCAUCCUGAUAAGGGCGGUGAUCCUGAGAAGUUCAAGGAGCUUGCUCAUGCUUAUGAGGUGUUAAGUGAUCCCGAGAAACGUGAAAUCUAUGACCAGUACGGUGAGGAUGCACUCAAAGAAGGAAUGGGUGGAGGAGGCGGCAUGCACGAUCCAUUUGAUAUAUUCUCCUCAUUCUUUGGCGGGAGCCCAUUUGGAGGUGGUGGUAGCAGUAGAGGAAGAAGGCAAAGAAGGGGAGAAGAUGUAGUGCAUCCAUUGAAGGUGUCUCUUGAGGAGCUCUAUCUCGGGACAACGAAGAAGCUCUCUCUGUCACGCAAUGUUAUUUGUUCCAAGUGUAGUGGUAAGGGAUCGAAAUCAGGAGCUUCCAUGAAAUGCUCAGGCUGUCAAGGAAGUGGUAUGAAGGUCUCCAUCAGGCAACUUGGCCCUGGCAUGAUUCAGCAGAUGCAGCACCCGUGCAACGACUGCAAAGGUACGGGAGAAACCAUCAGUGAUAAAGAUCGGUGCAGCCAGUGCAAGGGUGAGAAGGUUGUCCAGGAGAAGAAAGUCUUGGAAGUCCAUGUUGAGAAGGGAAUGCAGAACGGACAGAAGAUCACUUUCCCAGGAGAAGCUGAUGAGGCGCCUGAUACUGUGACCGGAGAUAUAGUCUUCGUGCUCCAACAGAAGGAGCAUCCCAAGUUCAAGAGAAAGAGUGAUGACCUCUUCACCGAGCACUCACUAUCCCUUACUGAGGCCCUCUGUGGGUUUCAGUUUAUCCUGUCUCACCUAGAUGGCAGACAGCUCCUCAUCAAGUCCCACCCAGGAGAAGUUGUGAAGCCUAAUUCAUACAAGGCGAUCAACGACGAAGGAAUGCCAAUGUACCAGAGGCCCUUCAUGAAGGGCAAGCUCUACAUCCAUUUCAACGUCGAUUUCCCAGAAUCCCUCGCGCCAGACCAGGUAGCUGCCUUGGAGAAGAUCCUCCCUGCAAGGCCGCAGUCCCAGCUGACUGACAUGGAGAUUGAUGAGUGCGAGGAGACAACUCUCCACGAUGUCAACAUUGAGGAGGAAGCCCGGAGGAGGGCUGCAGCCCAGCACCAGGAGGCGUAUGAUGAGGAUGAUGAGGACAUGCACGGUGGGGGCCAGAGGGUUCAAUGCGCCCAGCAGUGAUGGGAGGGCCUGAAACAUGAGAAGUUGUUUGGGUUGUGAAAGUUACUGCCUUUUUUUUGUUGAACCAUACUUUCUGUCAUAAUGCAACAAAUUAUUCCUUCAAUGAAGACUUUGCUGCUAGUUUUGUUUGUA
Messenger RNA from Salvia hispanica, 1519 nucleotides. Its product is annotated as dnaJ protein homolog 2. Gene Ontology annotation, biological process: protein folding; response to heat. The record is from RefSeq and is a predicted model, not a curated record. Gene Ontology annotation, molecular function: Hsp70 protein binding; ATP binding. NCBI's taxonomy places the organism in Eukaryota, Viridiplantae, Streptophyta, Magnoliopsida, Lamiales, Lamiaceae.